AUGGCACAAUACUAUGAGAUAGUACAGCAAGAUGAGCUUAAAAACGUUUAUCCGCAGCUAAAUAUCGACAACGGUAUCCAGCUUGUCAUGGGUGACGAUAUACAGUUUGGCUCGCAGCAAGUAAUUCUUUCACAUGAGCAAUCCAACGACGUACAGUUGAUUGGUGGCGUGUACCAAACAAGACAACAGAUUCCUCAGCAGCCGCAGCAGCAGCAGCAGCAGCAGCAGCAACAACAACAGCAGCAACAGCAACAGCAGCAGCAACAGCAACAGCAGCUACAGUUGCAACCUCCUCAACAUGUACAGGACACAAACUAUUUAAGACAGGUGAACAAUCCCUUGCCAUCGGACACUUCCUAUAUGCAGCAAGGGAUGCACGCGCCGCAAACACACCUGCAGCAACAGCAAAUUUACUAUACGGACGAAAGCACGGGACAACUCGUGCAGACUACCAAUAUUUUACAAUCCCAAGAACCGAUGCAUGACACCCAGCAGCAGCAGCAGCAGCAACAACAACAGACACUUCACGUGAUGCAAACAGCUACGGAACAGCAGAUACAUCAUCAGCAGCAACAGCAACAGCAAAUUCUGCACCAACAAAUGGCAUCAUCUCAGCAGCAGCAACAACAACAGCAGCAGCAGCAGCAGCAUCAAUCUACUUCACAGCAAUCGGCACAACCAGGCUCUCAUUCGGUUGUGCAAGUUGUUCAGGAAUCUCACCGUCACGGACAACAUUUAAUCAUUCGUCAAACUGACCAGGCUAAACAGGGACCGGGAACCGUACAGCAAACGCCACAGCAUAUUCUUACUCACCACCAGGCGGCUCAGGUGAUAAUGCAAGGACAAGGCGCCUCGCCUCAGCUUGUGCAGGCGCAGGAAUCGCAGCAACAGCAGCCCGACCAGCAGACACAACCCAACAUACAACAGGUAGUGUACGAUCAGCACGGUAUGCAACAGCAACAACACCAAACCGUUCCGUUGACAAUAAAUCAAACUGCAUCCACCGCAGUCCAACAACAGCAAACAAAAGCCACACAGUCGCUGCAGCAGAUUCAAUUGCAACAUGUACCACAACAGCAGCAACAGCAACGUUUACAUCUCGGCAAAAAUUCUAUAACAAUAACCACACCACAACAUUCGCAUUUACAGCAACAACAAGGCUCUACCAUGCAGCUUCAGCAGUCGGGAGCAAUUGGAACACAAUUAUUCCCUGGAGGCACUCGGACAUGUUUAAUUGUAACGAAAACGCCACAACAACAGCAGCAACACGUCGGUGUUGGGACGCAAAUUGUUACAAAUCAGCAGCCGCAACAACAAUCCGUGCAGAUGCAAACAAACGUAGUGCAACAACCGACACUGCUCGGUACGACGCGUACGGUGCCGGUUCAACAACAUCAAAUUAAGCAGGAGCCACAGCAACAAACGCAGAUAGUAACCCAGCAAAAGGUUUCAACCGGACAGUUUACCGGACAGUCUGGUGGCGGCACCGUGCUAACACCGGCCGGAGAUUCGCUGCUUCGUACACCACGAUUGACGCGCCCGCGAAACACGAAACCGGGCAACCCGAGACAGCCACGGGCCGGCGCACCUACGAUCGGUACAAUACAAAUGCGAGGGCCACGACCACCCCUGACGGCGCAAAUAAUCGCCACCCCGAUACGCACUGCGGUAGCGACAUCCACGUCGACCGGCGGGUUAAAUGCGCAGACGACACAGCAAACCGUGUUUCAUGGUAUUAUGGCCGGGCGGAAUGUGGUGCUUACGAAUCCUCGCGCAAAAAUCCUCACGAUCAAUCGUUCCGCGCAGGCGGGCGGUAUAGCCACCAUACAAGGACAACCGCCACGGUUAGUAAUGCAGCGAAGCAACGUUGUUCAACCUACCGGACAAACUUCGCUUAAUAUUGCUCAGCAGCAGCAGCAGCAACAGCAGCAACAGCAGCAGCAGCAGCAGCAGCAACAGCAGCAACAUGAACAGGGUCAAACAGGGCCGCAAAUGAUACAGGUCAGCUUGGCACAGGUUGUACAGCAAACCAAUUCGUCUACGCUGAAUACAGCGUCAACAUCGACAACGGCAACAACAGGGCCGGCAACAGCGGUGGUACAUCCGUUUGUGAUGGGAAAACCCACGGCGCAGGUUAAACCAACCCGGGAUCCAGCAGCCAAUUCCGGUUCGAGCGCAUUGGAAGAUCUGGAGGACAGCAUCACGGUGGCGGUAUUACCUCGACGAGGAACGGAAGACGAUGGCACUUCCACGGUCAGUACGCUAUCGGUGCCCGGUAAUGUAACGGCGGGAUCUGUUUACACCGUCCAUACGCAACAGUCUCCACAGGUUGUUUCUGCCUCGCUGCAGCAAACGCAAAGGAAUGUUCUGAAUCCAUCGUUCACCGAAGACUCUAACAAUCUGAUCCAGAUCGGCAACGGGCUCACGAUGACACCGGCAGAGUUCCGCACGUUUCAGGAAAAGCAGCAGCAACGCCAACAGGAAGCAUUCCGUGGUGGCUUUAACCAGUCAGUACGGGCUCGCAUGCCACAUCGCGGUAUGACGAUUCGACAUCGGGCACCGACCGGUCGCCAAAUGGUGACUAUUCAAACGCCACCCAACCAACAGAUUACAACCACACCGCAGAUAACGCUCCCGCAGGGACCGAUCACGAUCUCGGCCUCGGCUGUGCUGCAACAGCAGCGCUUUUUGCAGCCCAUCACCCAGAUUCAGUUGCAGCAAAUUACGCCGACAACCACACUGAAGCAGGUGCAAACGAUCGGCCCACAAUCGGGUGACACGGAGUUCCGCGAAAGUGCCCGCAUGUUGGUUAUCCUGCAGAGCGGCGAGCAGAGGUUGAUAACGUUCACGCUGCCGAAGGAAAGCUGCACUGUGCAGGAUCUGCUCGAGCAGGUGCAGGUGCAGUACUCACCUGAUAGUAACAUUCAGUGCAUUUCGAAUCCGGGCGGCGAUGUCGAUUACAUUGUAACGGUGGGAAUUGGAGAGUCGGAAACGGCGGAAGUGAUCAGACAGGCUGAAAUCACACUGCGCAGUCAAUCGAUCCAACUGCACCAUCAUCCGGUUCCAGCGCAGCCUGUGGUGCAGCAACAACAGCCGCAGCCACAGCAGCAACCUACUGUGCUGAUGCAACAGCAACCGUGUGUAAUACAGCAACCUCAGCAGCAGCAUCAACUACAACAGCAACAGCAAACGAUGAUGAUCACUGUACAUCCGAAUCCGCCACAACCGUCGCAGCAGCAGCAGCAAACGCAAGUGAUAUCGCGGUUUUCCGAUUCGUACCGGCAGACAAUAUCGCUAGGUACAACACCGGUAUCAGUUGCCUCAUCAUCGCAUAUGCAAUCUCUGCUGCAGACUGCAACGCCGGACAACACUCCUGAUGCGAAACAGAAGCUGAUUAAAGGUUUCCUUGCCGUAUGUGCGUCCUGUGGUUACACUGGCUUGGAUCAUGCCAAAUGCCAGCGAUGCAAACGCGUGUUCACCGAGACACCGCGCCGUAUACCGGAGCCGGAAAAGUCUCAAACACCGCUAUCGUCCAUCAACCACCCACCGCCGCUCGUGCCGAACGCGACAUCAACGCCGAUAGGUGGUGGGCCAAUACGAAAGUAUGACCUUUAUGCAAAGAAGCAAGGAAUGAGCGCGCUUCUAAUGCGCUCUGGCCGUGGUGCAUCGGUACGGUCCAGUCGGGGUAGGGGACGCGGGGGGGUAGCGACCAAGUAUCAGGAAAUUGAACAGUCCAUACUGACAGUGAGUAGCGAUGAUGAGGACACGAACACGACGAAUGAUCAAUCGAGAACGAUUUACCAGUCGGCGAUCGGUAACUCCUCCAAGGCUAACGUUUCUCAACAGCCAAUUAAACGGGAUCCACUGCCAUGUGAACCGGUAAACAGCGAAAACGAUACAAGCCUCGUCGCUAACGAUAAACUGCGCUUGGAUAUCACGGACGUGAAGAAUCUUCCCGAUGGACAAAUAACGCAAAUCGACUGCACUGUUAUAAGGCUGGGUACUCUGAAAUAUGAUGCAAAUGAGAAGGUUACAAUUUCGUCGAAAGGCGUCCGUAUUGUGGCUCCGAAUGUUAGGCGCCCAGCCGAGUUUGUUAGUUUAGAUCUGCAGAUGCAUGAGAUGAAGAAAGUUCUUACCCACUUCUCGAAGGCACUGAACGUAAUAUUCUUAUAUACGAACAACUCUGGCGGUGCGUACGUACGAAAGCAUCUAGAAAUGGAUCCCAACUCGGAAAAGCUGCCUUGCUUCCGGCCGGAACUUGUCUCUAAUGAUACAACAAAGCGGAUCACUCUGCUGAUGGAUAGCAUUAGCGAAGAGGCAAAAUCAAUCAUUAGAAACAUUUUCCUUCCGAAUCUGUUGGAGGAGAUCAGUAUUCGUGACGCGAAAGAGUUGUUACUUCGCUGUUCUCCUAGUCGGUCGUUGAACACAUCCAAUACCAACGCGUUAACAGAUGCGAACGGUUCCAAUUCCAACGACAUGCUUGAUGCGAUGGAAAUCCGCAAAAUUCUAAUAUACCCACUCGUCGGCAGGGGUAUUUCGAUCAACACGGAAGAUUACAUGUGUUUAGCGAGAGAUCAGUACUUGAACGAUAUUAUAAUCGACUUUUAUCUCAACUAUCUGAAGCUGGAAAUGCUCGAGGAGGAGGAACGUCAGAGCGUACACAUUUUUAGUACAUUUUUCUACAACCGACUAACAAAGUUGAACACCCGCCAGCGACCACCGCCCGGCGAAGGUAGAGAUGUGAAGCUGUCCGCGGCCCAGAAGCGUCACGCGCGCGUUGCCAGCUGGACAAGGCGGGAGAACAUAUUCGAAAAGAAGUACAUCGUCAUUCCAAUCAACGAGCAGUCGCACUGGUUCCUUGCAAUAAUAUGUUUUCCCGGUCUCGAUGGUCCGGUUACGAUGAGCAAUGAUGCUCCCGCGCCGAGUGCGUCCGCUACGGUAAAGCCGAAACCGAAGCCGAACACCACGACGCGUCCGAGGCGCAAUCUAACAAUGCAGAUUGGUAACACGACGAUAACGCCCGUUUCCAAGCGCGAGAUGGAAUCGAUCCACCUCACCGACGAAGACAUGUUCGAGCGGGACGAAGCGGACGGUGACGAAAGCGAGCUGGCCAGCGAUGGUGAGGAAAGCGAUGAUGAAGCGGCAGAUGACGUGAGACAGCCGAUUAAACAACCAUGUAUUUUAAUCUUCGACUCCUUGACGGGUGCCUCUCGAAGUCGCGUGGUGGCAACGCUGCGCGACUAUCUGACUUGUGAAUAUCGGGCAAAAAUGCCCAACAAACCUCCGAAGCAGUUCAACAAGCUCAACAUGCCCGGACAUUGCGUGAAGGUUCCGCAGCAAAACAAUUACACCGACUGUGGACUGUAUCUGUUGCAGUAUGUGGAGCACUUUUUCCUUGAACCCAUACUCGAUUACCAUCUACCAAUCAGGCAGCUACAAGAAUGGUUUGAAACAAUUACCGUCACGAAAAAGCGUGAGGAUAUUUGCAACUUGAUCAAGGAAUUGAUUGAAAAACACAACCCCAGCGUACUCCCAUUGCCAUCGAUUGAGCUGCCUACGCUCAAUGGUAAAUUAGUAAUGGAUUCCGAUGACGGUUUGAACGAUCCCGAGUUUGAAGAAGAGGAAAUGGACAUGGAGGACGAAUUUGUUAGUGCAUUCGACAUGACGCCGGAAGAAGAUGAACAGCAGCUUAACACGUCCUCCAAUGCAAAUGAAUCGUCGAGCGAAACUACCAUUACCAGUGGGUCCAGUUUGAAACCGAUCGGUUCGAAGAAAACCAUCAACUUUAAGCGUGUCGGCGGGCAGUCGCUGAUCAGUCGAUCGUCUAGCAACAACUUACUCGAUAUUAGUUCGAACACUGACAGUCAAGCUACCACCACUACUAAUGUGAGCACCAGCAGUACUGGUGUCAGUGCAAAACGUUCGUUAGGUGGGAAUUCAAACAGUGGGAACAAGCAGCAGCAAGAAUGUGGACGUCCCAAGAUACCACGUCUCAGUGGUGAAAGUUCGAGUAAAAUAGUAACCACACAGCUAUAACACGAUUCGGGGACCGUACGGCGAGCUUUGGAACAUAACAUACGGUGGGAUAGGUGAAUAAAUUGCACCGGAUACUAUACUAUUUCCGGAGUUGACGCACACAGCUCUGGCCUGUAAAUGUAAAUGUAAGCCCUACCUAUGUGAGACGAUAGAGAAAGAAAAAGAAAUAGCUGUACGAAAAUCUUUUCAUUCAUUCGUCGUUACGUUAACUGUAAUAUAAACUCAAACCCGCGUGUGCAAGACGAAUCGUUGAUUGUUUGCAUGAAUUGUAAAACAUUAUGAAAUCAUUAUCUCAUUUAUUUACUAUCAAUUCAUAACAGGAAGUGAUUUUAAAAGAGAGGGAUGUGAAAGGAGCCAGUGGACAGGUAGUAAUUAUCGACAGCAAGAUAGGGCAGGUGCGUGCAGGUUACAUCAUUCACCCGGCCAUGUAUGGAUUAGUUUUGGAUUUUGUUGUGAUCGCUACGUUCGCGUCUCUCAGCAGGAAAAGACAACUUAGUUGAGCAAAUUGCUGUCAGAUGUCAGGUUAAAUUGUUUUAGUCGCGGUUAAGUUAGGUUGUUCCAAACGAACUGGAUCCAUCCGAGCUUAAUACAUGGGAUAACCUUAGAUUUGAAAUUGAUCACAUUAGUUCUUUGAUAGAAGUUUUCACACUAAUCGUAAAAAGAAUACGCUCUAUUCUAUGCAGCAUGGUAUGAAGCAUCCUGUAGAAAGUAAGAACAGCAUUGGAAUGAAAUAAAAUUUUGUUAACAAUAAA
Molecule: messenger RNA, 6788 nt
Organism: Anopheles moucheti
Lineage: Eukaryota; Metazoa; Arthropoda; Insecta; Diptera; Culicidae
Exons: 8
Coding region: 1-6036 (2011 amino acids)
Biological process (GO): protein desumoylation
Cellular component (GO): cytoplasm; nucleus
Molecular function (GO): SUMO-specific endopeptidase activity
Source: RefSeq, a predicted model, not a curated record